Molecule: messenger RNA, 1923 nt
Organism: Exophiala oligosperma
Lineage: Eukaryota; Fungi; Ascomycota; Eurotiomycetes; Chaetothyriales; Herpotrichiellaceae
Exons: 2
Coding region: 1-1923 (640 amino acids)
Source: RefSeq, a predicted model, not a curated record
AUGAGUGAGGCUAAUACUGUCACCAAUGGCCACCAUCGCCGGCCUGUUCGCAUCGCCAAUUGCAGCGGUGCAGCAUCGGACCCAGGCUUCCAGAGGUAUAGACAGGCCACCGCCGGGCCCAUAGAUGCUAUUACGGGUGACUACCUGGCAGAGAUGAAUCUAGCACAAAAUUCCCAGGCGUACCGUGCUGGCACCCAUUCAGGCUGGGAGCCCACCGCCGAAGACGGUCUGAUGCAGACCCUCUCCAUAAUUGCGGAUAAACGAAUCAAGGUUGUGAUCAAUGGGGGCGCACUCAAUCCUGGCGGCCUGGCCAAGAAUGUAGCCCGCGAGGCUGAAGCUAAAGAUUUGAAUCUGAAGAUCGCCUUUGUCGAGGGGGACGACUUUUACGACCGCGUGGAUGAGAUUCUCAGCCCGGCAUACCACCUCCAACACUUGGAUUCCGAGAAUUCGCACCUCUCUUUGGACAGCCAUACGGACAUUCUUAGACGAAAGAAGAGUAUUGUAUGCGCGAACGCCUAUCUGGGGGCGCGCGGAAUCAUCAAGGCGCUCGAGCAUGGCGCAGACAUUGUUAUUUGUGGCAGGGUCGCCGACGCAUCACCGGUCAUCGGCAUAGCAGCUUGGUGGCAUGGCUGGUCUUUGACAGAUUUUGACCUCCUGGCUUCGGCUCUCAUCGCUGGCCAUUUCAUCGAAUGCUCUGCUUAUCUGACGGGUGGGAACUUCUGCGAUUUUGAGAGAUACCCUCUGCAAGACUUGAUUGACGUUGGAUUGGGGAUUGUUGAGGUAUUCGGGGAUGGCACUCUAAUCCUCACCAAGCAUGAAAGCCUGAAAGGCAUCGUGAACGUGGACACGGCCACCAGCCAGCUCCUCUACGAACUGCAGGGCCUCCACUACCUCAACAGUGAUGUUAUUGCGGAUCUGACAGGGAUAGAAAUCCUGCCAGCUGGAGACAAUCGUGUGCUUGUAAGAGGGGUGACGGGCCUCCCGCCACCCUCAACUACGAAACUUGCCAUCUUCUACGUCGGAGGAUACCAGAUCGAGAUGACGGUGAAUGCCACCGGCAGUAAUGCUUUGGCAAAGUACAAUUUGAUGAGGGCACAGUUGGACUACGGCAUGAAAGCCCGGGGUAUUGACAAGAAGUUGGAAACUUAUGAAUUCCAAGUGUAUGCGCUCCCAGAACAGGACGCCGACACACAAGAAAGAGGCACAUCAUACUGCAGGAUAUUUCUACAGGCGCCGGAUCCAGUGAUCCUGAAAGAAUUCUCUUUGGUUUUUCGGUGGUUUGCGAUGCAGCACUUCCAUGGUAUGCACUGCACCAGUAACAUACGAAAUCUCUCUCCUCCGCCGAAGGAGUUCCUUGUCUACUUCCCCGCCCUAGUACCGCAGACCGACAUCAAAGAGCAAGCAUUAUUCGUUGAUAGCAAAGGCAACAUCGUGAACAAGUAUGCAGCAGAGCCACUAGAGCAAACAAGUGUACUUGGACCCCGACCGAGUCACGAAACAGCGAACAGUAUUGAGCUGGCAUCAUUCGGAGAGACUGUCCGGACUUCCCUGGACGCUGUGGUCCUGGGUCGAUCCGGAGACAAAGGAGGAAAUGUCAAUCUUGGUUUAUUUGUCCGUGAGAGGGACGAGUACGACUGGCUCUGCUCGUUCAUGACCAUAAAGCGCCUCGAGCAACUCAUCGGUCAAGACUGGCGUCCUGAGUACUGGAUCGAGCGUGUGGAGAUGCCCAAGAUCAGGGCCGUCCACUUUGUUGUCUAUGGUAUCCUCGGGUGUGGGGUCAGUUCAUCUUCCAGGCUGGACUGUCUUGGGAAAGGUUUUGUUGACUGGAUCAGAGCGCGGCAUGUAGACAUGCCUUGCCGUUUUGUCCACCGUUACCAGAAUCCAGGUAGUAGCCGUGGACAAAACGGCAUCCUCCCAGCCUAG